This is a messenger RNA of Camponotus floridanus (Florida carpenter ant), 1308 nucleotides long. RefSeq names its product matrix metalloproteinase-24-like. Gene Ontology annotation, molecular function: metalloendopeptidase activity; zinc ion binding. Gene Ontology annotation, cellular component: extracellular matrix. Gene Ontology annotation, biological process: proteolysis; collagen catabolic process; extracellular matrix organization. NCBI's taxonomy places the organism in Eukaryota, Metazoa, Arthropoda, Insecta, Hymenoptera, Formicidae. The transcript has 2 exons. The coding region runs from base 1 to 1308 and encodes 435 amino acids. The record is from RefSeq and is a predicted model, not a curated record.
AUGACGUCGCGGAGGCGUCCCGUUCUUCUUCGAACCUACGGCUUUCUGGAGAACGAGGAGAAUCAUCAGCAGUCGUCGCUACUGGACAACGCGACCGCCCUGAGCGAAGCGCUGUCGUUGUUUCAGGAAUACUACGGUCUGUCGGGAAACGGCGUUCUGACCGUGGAAACGAUUCGCGUCAUGCGCAUGCCGCGAUGCGGCGUCGCCGACAUUCGCGCCUACAGCCCGUUGACGAGAAAGUGGCCGAGGGCGCAUCUCACGUGGAACUUCAAACUAGCGAACAGAGGUACUCUGCGCACGACUCAGAGCGCGUUCUCUCUGUGGUCCGAGCAAUCCACUCUGACGUUCUCGCGCGACUCGCUGCGCCCCGAUAUACUGAUAUCCUAUCAAUCCGGCGCUCACGCGUAUGAGAACAGCGACAACGGGGGCUCGUGCCCGUCGCCGUUCGCGGGACCGGGAUCGGUUGUCGCUCACGCGUUCUUUCCGACGGGAGAGCCGGAUCAGGUGACCGAGGUGCACGUCGACGAGACGGAGCCGUGGCACAUCACGCUGACCAAGCCCUCGUCGGACAGGCUGUAUCUCCUUCAGACGCUGACGCACGAGAUCGGUCACACUCUGGGUCUGACACACAGUACGAGGGAUGACUCGGUCAUGUACGCGUACACGCCUUCGGAGGAAAGACGAUAUCCGCUCAGGCUGAGCGUAGAGGAUGUCGUAAACGUGCGAAAUCUCUACGGAUCGAGAGAGACGACGACUCCUAGGAUCGUCGACGCUACUCGACCGACGACCGCGGCGACGACCGCGACGACGACGACGACGGCCUCGACGACGACGACGGCAGCCGCGGCUCAGUCGACGACCGCGAGAACGGUCGAGCCGCCGCUCGCUCCCUCCGAUACCGCGGAUCUAUGUGCCUUGAGGCGCGUAGACGGAGCGCUAAUCAUGAAUCGUCGCCUUUACGUCAUAUACAACGACGAUAAGAUAGCCGAGAUGAACGACUGCGCGAUGACCGUCGCGAGGCACGGCGUUCUGCGGGAUACGUUUUCCGGGAUACCACCCGCGAUGACGGCCGCCUUCCGUCACGUCGACGGUAAUCUCUAUUUUCUGAAGAAACGCGACUAUUACGCGUACAGCGAGUUCCUCGACGCGAUAAUCUCGGCCGGUCCCUUCGAUCUUAGCAUACUGGGAAUAGAAUGCCCAGCCGAUGGCAUUCUGCAUCGAUUGAGCGAACUCGUCUCCAAGCUGUAUCGUCUGGAAUACGCGUCCUUCGAAAGACCGCGCAACGACGACGACGACGACGAUGACUAA